CGCCUAGGUCACAGACUGAACCGUAGUUUUAGAAAGAUUCGUUGGCCGAUUUAGACUAGAAGAUUUGAAUUUCUAAAUAUAGAACAUCAAUUGACAUUUCACAUUCACCGCAAUGCUGCGGAAAAGCUGUUUACUUCUCUGAAGGUCAAAGACGCCCACUGUGAACCGUCCCAGGCCCCAGCGUACUGGGAAGUCUCAGGGGAUAUAAAGCUUGCGCGCGGGGGAUUGAGGAAUAUGGCUGAUCUGUGAACCGCCUGAUAAGUUACGCUUGUUUUUCAGCACGUAACCUGCGAGAAAGCUUUAUUGUCUGGUGUGAUUUUAGAAAAGAAAUGCCGAUGAAGACUGGAGACGGAGAUUCGAGUGGUAUUCCAUCUAAUGUCCCGGCUUUUUUGGUGAAAUUGUGGAAGUUGGUUGAAGAUCCACAAUAUGAAGAACACAUUUCGUGGAACAAGAAUGGAACCGGAUUUCUGGUACACGAUCAAGCUACUUUUGCACGCGAGAUACUUCCAAAGUAUUUCAAACACAACAACUUUGCAAGCUUCGUCCGCCAGCUGAAUAUGUAUGGAUUCCGUAAAGUAAUUGGUGCUGAACAAGGAGGUCUUAGAUCUGAGAAAGACGAAUGGGAAUUUUUCAAUAACAAUUUCAACAAAUAUCAUCCUGAAUUACUUGAGAAUGUCAAAAGAAAGGCAACACCCGAGGAAAAGAAAAUGAAGUCUGAGGAUGUGUCUAAAGUGCUAAAUGAUGUUCAAGAUAUGAAAGGGAGACAAGAUGAAAUGACAGUGAAACUUGAUCAGAUUAAGAGAGAAAAUGUUACAUUGUGGAAUGAGCUGGUAGAGUUGCGACAAAAACAUCAAAGGCAACAGCAGAUUGUAAACAAGUUGUUCCAGUAUUUGAUGCGACUAAUUUAUCAAAAUGACAAGCUGGCAAACCGCAAACGACUGAUGUUACAAGACAGCACAGAAGAGCAGUCAUCGAAGAGAGGAAGAUACGAGUACAGAGAUGCAUCAGGUCCCAGCAGUGGCCAGCCACCACCAAGUUAUUCUGCUCAAAGACCGAGCACACAGACACUCACAAUAUCUGAUAUCUCAAACACACCUUCCACAAGCAUUCCUUCCACUAGUGGGCCAUUGAUUACUGCUUUACCAGAUGAGGACAAUAUCUCACAUGCUAGACCAGUUGUCAGAUUUCCAGAGGAAUCUGUACCAUCCUCACAGCCUAUUGUGUCCAGUCCUGUGUCAUCAGCAGCACCAACAUACCCACAAGCUUCAGUGGUACAGCCAUGUUUUUCAACAGGUGUGGUGACUUUUCCAGAGGAGCAGAAUCAGACAACUGUUGUUCACCCAACUCAUGUCAUGGAACCUUCUCAACCAAAUUUCAUCGGUGAACAAGUGGAUUACAACUCACAGAUGCUUGAAAAUAUUCAAUACCAGCUUGCAAAUCACCCAAUGAUCUUGGAUAAUAGCUUAUUUUAUGAUGUUUUUGGCCACGAAGGAGCGCCAGGAGCCCCAGGGCAGGAUCCACUGGAUGUCUUGGCAGACCGAGCGGCUGCCAGUCCUCUUCCUGGAGUUGGACAUAGUUCGUCUCAUGGGGACCAUGAACUGGUUCAGUAUGGCGUACAAGGGUCUGGGGCUGGUAGCACUUCCCAGCGUGGACACCCUAGGCCUAGGGAUCACGAAGACCUGUACGUGCGAAGAGACUGGGGCCAAGGACAGCAAGCGCAACAACAGCCCGGGCAUGACGUUCAGCAUUUCUUUAGUGGCUGAACUCUUCAGGAUGAACUCUUCUAGUUCAAGAUUUUAUUUGACGAUGGUUGAAACAUUUGUCUUAGCAUUGUUUUAUACACUUACUACGCGCGACAGUUCUCUAAAAUUCGAUUAGAUAUGAGAUUUUGUCGCUUUUAGAGUUUAAAGAAAAUUGCUAAGUCGACGUCAGCCGUAACCAGCACGGAACCGUUCAGAGAAUGGGUCGUGCGAAUGUAUGUUUUAUUAACCAGUUAGACGUAACAGUAAAGUGGAGAUGGUGUUUGAUGGAAUGAGUGGGAAAAGGCGCAGAGCCGAGCCACGUGCGCGGGAAAAAAGCGGCCGGUGGCAAGCGCGGGAAAAAGGCGUCCGGUGGCAAGUGCGGGAAAACGGCGACCGGAGGCAACUGUGGGAAACGGCGGCCGGUGGCAAGCGCGGGAAACAGUGGCCGAUGGCAAGCGCGGGAAAAGCUGGUCAAGCACUUGACGAUUGUUUUGGGUUUCACUCCUGUCUGGCUGAGAUGAUCUCAGUAGAGGAACAAACAGCAAACACAAUCCUCCUUAAAGUCGCUUGGAGGAGCGUUGUCAAUUGUGUAUCGCAGUGGACAUUUUUGCAGUAUUGAAUGAUAAUAUAGAGAACUAGCGAGUGUUACUCAGAUAUAACCAAUAUAGUCAAAUUCGAAAGUAAUAAGUAGAUAACGUAUUAAACUAAGACACGGUAUCGACGAAACUUAAUUGUACAUUAUAUAACGUACAGACUUUUUUUAAAAUUCCGCGGGAGGUAAUAAGCUGCUUUAAUAUACACAGAAGGGUUAGGAUUUUAAAUGAUUUAAAGAAUUCAAUUUGUAAGAAAGUGGUGCAGACUACUAACUUAAAAGCAAAAUAUGAAAUGAUUAAAUAAUAAAGUGAACAAAUGAUUA
Molecule: messenger RNA, 2658 nt
Organism: Stylophora pistillata
Lineage: Eukaryota; Metazoa; Cnidaria; Anthozoa; Scleractinia; Pocilloporidae
Product: heat shock factor protein 1
Biological process (GO): regulation of DNA-templated transcription
Molecular function (GO): DNA-binding transcription factor activity; sequence-specific DNA binding
Source: RefSeq, a predicted model, not a curated record